Andrographis paniculata is the source of this 1293-nucleotide messenger RNA. RefSeq names its product stemmadenine O-acetyltransferase-like. The record is from RefSeq and is a predicted model, not a curated record. The coding region runs from base 1 to 1293 and encodes 430 amino acids. The transcript has 2 exons. Lineage: Eukaryota; Viridiplantae; Streptophyta; Magnoliopsida; Lamiales; Acanthaceae.
AUGAAUCAACAAAUCGAAACCUUCUCUACAAAGAUCAUAAAACCCUCAUCAGAAACUCCUCGUCACCUUAGAAACCUUAAGCUUUCAUACUUGGAUCAAAUAGUGAUAACUGCCUACACUCCCAUCAUCUUCUUCUACGAAGCCCUCGAGUCGAAAAUCUUGAUCGAAACUAACCAUUCUUGCAUCUCUCGACACCUACAGCAAUCCCUCGCCAAUACUUUGGCGUCAUUUUAUCCUUUAGCGGGGAGAAUCAAAACAAAUUCCCUCGUCGAAUGCAAUGAUGCCGGCGUAGACUUCAUCGAAGCUCGAGCUCAUGCUCGCCUCACGGAUUUUGUGCAUGGACACGACGUGGAAGUCUUGAAGAAAUUGCUACCGCGAGAUCCAAGUGACUUCAAUGGAACCCUAGUUCUUGUAAAACUCACUCUUUUCGAAUGUGGAGGGGUUUCUUUAGGGUUUUGUAUUUCACAUAAGCUCGCGGAUUUUGCAUCGAUCAUGGGGUUUAUCGAUGCGUGGGCAGCCAAAAGCCGAGGAGGGCCAAAAUUUACGCCCUUCACUUUCGACUUGGGAGCAUAUUUCCCGGCGAGAGAACUUCCCGAGCCGAGUUCUUGGACAUUUUCGAAUGAAAAUGAUGUGGCCAACGUGUUUGUUCUCGACAAGGAAAUGUUGGCACUUCUUAAGAGCUCGGCAACCUCACAAUACGUCAAGAAUCCCAUGAGAAUCGAAAUGGUUUCGGCUUUCUUUUGGAAGGUCUUCAUCGAGGUAACCCUAGAAAAAAACCCUAAUUCAAAAGGGUUUUUCUUUGCAUUCCAAUCAAUAAAUCUAAGGCCAAGAAUGAAUCCUCCUCCACAUUUGGAGAAUGUUUUUGGCAAUUGCUACAUGGCAAUUAUGGGACUAUAUUCCCCGGAGCAUGAUCUUGCGCUAGAUCGAUAUCACGAGCUUGUCAGAAUACUGAGAGAUGCGAUCAAGAAGAUCGAUGGAGAUUUCAUUAGAGAGGCACAAUUUGGCGAUAGAUAUUUCAAUCAAUGUUCCGAGUUCUUGGCAUUGCACGAGAAAGGAGAGUUAAGGGAAGGUUGCGCCUUCACUAGUUGGCGCAACUUUCCUUUGUAUGGUGUCGACUUUGGUUGGGGAAACCCUAUUUGGGUAGCGACCGCAAUGCCUAUGAAGAAUUCGAUCGUGUUGAUGGAUACUAGGUGUGGAGAGGGGAUAGAAGUAUGGGUUAAUAUGGAUAGAAAUGUUGUUAAAGAACUUGACAAGAAAAUUGAUCUUAUUCGUACUCAAAUGUUUGUUGGUUAG